AUGGGAAUAUCCGGACUGCUACCAGCUCUUAGGUCCAUUCAGACCAUCAAACACUUGUCUGAAUUCUCUGGCAAGACUGUGGCAAUCGACGCGUAUGCUUGGCUGCACCGUGGUGUAUAUUCAUGUGCUACUGAAUUGGCUAAUGGAACACAAACAAGCAAGUAUGUACGAUACGUGAUGGAAAGAAUCCGGAUUUUGCGUCGGCACAACAUUGAACCCUACGUUGUCUUUGAUGGUGGCCACCUUCCUGCCAAACAGGGGACCGAAGUUACUCGAAAGCAGAAGCGAGAGGAGAACCUUGCGCUCGGGAAAGCCCUUGCCGCCAAAGGAAAGCACUCUCAGGCGCGAGAAUUUUAUGUCAAAUGCGUAGAUGUGACCCCGCAAAUGGCGUUUCAGGUGAUAAAGGCGCUGCGAGCAGAAAAUGUUAAAUACACUGUAGCGCCCUACGAGGCUGACGCACAAAUGGCCUACCUGGAGCGCACUGGCUACGUCGAUGCCAUUGUCACGGAAGAUUCUGACAUGCUCGUCUUUGGAUGCAAGAAUGUUUUGUUCAAACUUGACACAGUUGCUAACACCGUCGUCUCUAUAUCUCGCUCCGACUUCGCAUCCGUUACUGCCAGUGGCCUGGACUCUCAUGGAAUCUCGCUAGUUGGAUGGUCUGAUGCCCAGUUUCGCGCCAUGGCCAUCUUAAGUGGGUGUGACUACCUCCCCAAUAUUCCCGGAAUCGGUUUAAAAACAGCGUGUUCACUGCUGCGGCGAUGGAAAACUGUUGAUCAGGUCGUGAGGAUGCUUGCAAUUGAAGGCAAAAAAUCAGUGCCUCGGGGAUAUUUGGAUAGUUUCAAGUUGGCCGAAAAAUGCUUUCUGCAUCAAAGAGUUUACGAUCCGUCGCUUGAGAGGCUGGUACACUUGACCGACGUUGAUGAUGAGUGGAACGGGGAACUAGAUGCUCAUGUGGGCCGGUGA
Guyanagaster necrorhizus is the source of this 963-nucleotide messenger RNA. Its product is annotated as PIN domain-like protein. Bases 1 to 963 code for a protein of 320 amino acids. The transcript is spliced from 3 exons. Gene Ontology annotation, molecular function: DNA binding; metal ion binding; 5'-flap endonuclease activity. Lineage: Eukaryota; Fungi; Basidiomycota; Agaricomycetes; Agaricales; Physalacriaceae. The record is from RefSeq and is a predicted model, not a curated record.